Molecule: messenger RNA, 1139 nt
Organism: Nestor notabilis (Kea)
Lineage: Eukaryota; Metazoa; Chordata; Aves; Psittaciformes; Psittacidae
Gene: GLRX3
Product: glutaredoxin 3
Exons: 10
Source: RefSeq, a predicted model, not a curated record
GUCCCUUGUAGUUGUCCACUUCUGGGCACCAUGGGCUCCUCAGUGUGCUCAAAUGAACGAGGUUAUGGCAGCACUGGCAAAGGAGCACACACAGGUUGCAUUUGUGAAGCUGGAAGCUGAAGCUUUGCCUGAAGUAUCUGAAAAAUAUGAAAUUAGUUCUGUUCCAACGUUUCUGUUCUUUAAGAACUCUCAGAAGGUGGACAGGUUGGAUGGUGCACAUGCCCCCGAGCUGACCAAGAGAGUGCAGCGCCACACAUCCAGCAGCUCCUUCUCUGCUGGUUCCAAUGACAGUGUGAAAGAAGAUCUGAAUGUGCGCCUCAAGAAACUCAUCAAUGCUGCCCCCUGCAUGCUCUUCAUGAAGGGGUCUCCAAAAGAACCUCGUUGUGGUUUCAGCAAGCAGAUGGUGGAGAUUCUGAACAAACAUGGCAUUUCAUUUAGCAGUUUUGAUAUUUUCUCUGAUGAAGAAGUUCGACAGGGGCUAAAAACAUAUUCUAACUGGCCAACAUACCCGCAGUUGUAUGUAGCUGGAGAGCUCAUAGGUGGACUUGAUAUAGUGAAGGAACUUGAAGCCUCUGGAGAACUGGAGACGGUCUGUCCAAAGGCACAGAAGUUGGAGAACAGACUUAAAGCCCUCAUAAACAAAGCUCCUGUGAUGCUUUUCAUGAAGGGAAGCAAACAGGUGGCAAAAUGUGGAUUCAGCAAGCAAAUUGUGGAAAUCAUGAAUAAUACUGGCAUUGACUAUGAGACGUUUGACAUACUGGAAGAUGAAGAGGUGCGGCAAGGAUUGAAAACCUAUUCCAACUGGCCGACGUAUCCUCAGUUAUAUGUGAAAGGUGAACUUGUUGGAGGGCUGGAUAUCAUUAAGGAACUAAAGGAAACGGGUGAAUUGCUGCCUGUUCUGAAGGGAGAAAAUUAAUGGAAAAAGGACAUCAAUGGGAACAGGAACACUUUGAACAAUUUAUUCACUUCUGGUAUCAGAGCAAUAGGCAACGUAGCCCUGUGGAACUGAUCAGGAGUAAAUAAACAAACACAGCUUAUGUCCUCUGUGUGUUUCACAAGACCAUGCUACAUAUGAAAACGUGUUUCCACUGAAGAUGCAAACAUGUCAAGGUCUUCAAAUUCAAUUAAAAUACGAUGCU